Messenger RNA from Trichomycterus rosablanca, 2822 nucleotides. RefSeq names its product spire-type actin nucleation factor 2 (gene spire2). Gene Ontology annotation, molecular function: actin binding. Gene Ontology annotation, cellular component: cell cortex; cytoplasmic vesicle membrane. Gene Ontology annotation, biological process: actin filament network formation; intracellular transport; actin filament polymerization. The transcript is spliced from 15 exons. The record is from RefSeq and is a predicted model, not a curated record. NCBI's taxonomy places the organism in Eukaryota, Metazoa, Chordata, Actinopteri, Siluriformes, Trichomycteridae. The coding region runs from base 30 to 2246 and encodes 738 amino acids.
GCGGCCGGACGAUGAGCGCGCGCUAGAGGAUGAAGGAUGGUCGCGCGGGUGAAUGUGCGCGCAUGGCCCGAUGCUCAGACCGCGGGGGUGUCGCCGUGGAGGGGAACCGCGACCGGGACCAGGAGGAGCACCGGGAGGUUCUGUCCGUGCACGAGGUGCUGCGUUCGUACGAGCAGCCGCUGAAUGAGGAGCAGGCCUGGGCCGUGUGUUACCAGUGCUGCAGGGGGGCGCGCCAUCACCCCGCCCGGUACCGAGCAGACGGACCCGAGUCCAUCCUGCUGCACCGGGACGGUACCGUCACCCUGCGCUCCAGAACCCACAUCCGGACCCACAGCGGAACCCUCACCUGUCCAGACGAUGGAGACGCUGGAGCUUUACCGGCCGUCCAGGAGAGCCAGUUGGUGCAGACCAUGGGCGUGGCCAUCUACCGGGCUCUGGACUGGGGCCUGGCCGAGAGUGAGGAGCGCGAGCUGAGCCCACAGCUGGAGCGGCUGAUCGAACGCAUGGUGGCGGGUGAGGAUGGCGAGUCGGGUGAAUGUGGCACCGCGGUGAAGGAUGAGGGGUACAGCGGCCCCGAGGAUGAAGAUGAGGAGGAGGAGGAGGAUGAGGAGAGGAGCAGGCGUGCAGUACGCACUCUACACCAGGUGAUGGCGCUGUGUGCCAGGAGGCUGGCGGAUCCGGCGGUGGCGGCGGAACAUUACCAGUCCGUGUGCAGGGCGCUGUUCCUCGAGACUCUGGAGCUUCAGACCUUCCUCAGCAGGAUCAGAGAUGCCAAGGAGAUGCUGAAGAAGAUCAGAACUGAAGAAUCACAGAAGGAACAAUUUGCUGCUGAACUAGACAACCUUAAACACACUGACUGGGCUCGUCUGUGGGUACAGUUGAUGAAGGAACUUCGGCGGGGGGUGAAGCUGAAGAAGGUGGAGCAGCAGAUCUUUAAUCCUCUACCCACAGAGUUCAGCCUCACACCCUUCGAGAUGCUCAUGCAGGACAUCAGGUGUCGCAGAUACACACUCCGUAAAGUCAUGGUGGAUGGUGAUAUUCCUACUCGACUGAAGCAGAAUGCACAUGAACUCAUCCUGGACUUCAUCAGAUCCAGACCUCCUCUAAAACCUGUUUCGGAGCGCAGUCUCCCCCCUCCCCCGCAGGUGCAGCAGUCUCUACACGACCGAGUUUUAGCCGAAAUUCGUCAGGAACAUAAACUCCGACCAGUGGAGAGACGGAGAUCUGGGAGACCGUUCGGCUCUUUGCCCUGUCUGGCUCAUGCCUGUCACUGUGACCUCAAAUCUACUUCCUGUAUUGACCUGUCAGUCACGGACGUCGGGCCCCGGCCCCUGUCCCGGCCCCGGGUGCUGCUGAAGGCCCCCACACUGGCUGAGAUGGAGGAGAUGAGCUUGUUGGAGGACGAGGACUCUCCUGACGGUGGUGAGUGUGUGGAGAACAUGAUGAAGAGAGAUCGCUCGUUUUCAGAACACGACCUCGCCGAGUUCCUGGAGAGCAGCAGCUCAGUGUGUGUGCGCAGAGACCGACCGCGUUCAUACACACACACUGGAACCACACACCGAGCCUCCCUCCCUGUGAUUGGCUGGGUUCCGCCACCCUCCGCGCGUCCUCUCAGUCAGGUGGAGGAGAUCAGCGAGGCGUCGGGACCUUCAAAAAGCUUCAGCACCAGUCAGUGGAUGGAGUUCAGUCACCCGGUGGAGAGUCUGGCUCUGACCCUGGACGAGCUGAUCAGUGUGAGACGGGUGCUGGUGAGGGCCGAGAUGGAGAAAUUCCUCCAGAGUAAAGAGCUUUAUAACAACCUGAGGAAGGGCAAGGUGUGUUGUUGUUGUAGGGUGAAGUUUCCUCUGUUUUCGUGGCCCUCCACCUGUUUGCUGUGUAAGAGGUCUGUGUGCGGGUCCUGCAGUGCGAAGAUGAAGAUGCCUUCUAAGAAGUUAGCUCACAUCCCCGUCUACACACUGGGGUUCCACAGCAGCCCGAGGAGCCACACCCAGCGCAGUGAUGUCUACAAGUCCAUGCGCUCCCUGGCGCGGUGUGCAGUAGAAGAAGAGUUCCCGUACCUCUACGCCGCCGGCUGCUCUCUCAGAGACGUCUGCGCCGAGUGCACCAGGUUCAUCGCCGACGUGGUUUCAUCCAGCCGCCGCAGCCUGGACUUCAUCAACAACACGCCCAAACGGGAGAGGCCACGCCCAUCCCUGAACCACGCCCCUCACUGCACUCACACACCCUCCGGCGGUGGAGCUGUCUAACACACUGACUGACCGGACCUGUGAUUGGUCGUGCCUUGCUGGACUGCUCCCCUAGCCAUGCCCCUUUGCUCAUAAGCCCCGCCCAGUUCAUGGGUGGUCUGGACUAUGUUCCUGCUGUAGCGGUGUUGCUGGACUGACCGAGUCAGACUGAUGUGGUGCUCUGAACGUGCUGCUGGUCUGUAAGCUGCUACCCCAUCGACUUCACCCCCAAAGGUUCGGAUCCCCUUCCUGAUGGACUCCAGUACUGACUGAGGGGGCGUGACCGCUGGCACAGAGAUUCAAAACACCACAGCAUUUACGACACAAACGAAAGUAAACGACACGACGUUACAGUUACAGAUGUGUAGUAUAUCUCCGACCACUAGAGAGUGCUGCAGGAUAAACCAGGUCCCUUUAAAUCAUGUAUCACAUGUUCUCUGGUGUACAUAGAGGUGAUGUAGAACUCUUCUACAUAAAGGAAGAGGAAGUGCUUCUCAGUGAUUGGUCUCGGCAUGCGUGAAUCAAACGAGGGGGCGGGACUAAGCAUUAAUUAUCGUUUCCUUUGUAACGAGCUAAUUAACGAAGCCUUUCUAAACC